This is a messenger RNA of Cavenderia fasciculata, 372 nucleotides long. RefSeq lists its product as uncharacterized. The transcript is spliced from 2 exons. Lineage: Eukaryota; Evosea; Eumycetozoa; Acytosteliales; Cavenderiaceae. The coding region runs from base 1 to 372 and encodes 123 amino acids. The record is from RefSeq and is a predicted model, not a curated record.
AUGAAAGAGGUCCCAUCUUUAUCGGUUGUUGAUUAUUUAAGAACUACAAAUAUUGGUGUUGAACUUGGUGUAAUGGCAGUGAUACAUGCUCAAGGAUACAAUGAACCAACAUUAUUUUCAGAUCCUGCAUGGUGUGACUUGAUAAAAUCAAUUACCCAGAUUGUUUAUCAUUUGAAUGAUAUUGUUUCUUUCGAGGUAGAGAAAACUCAAAUUGGAACUUGUAAUACAAUUUCAAUUCAAAUUCAUAAUGGAAUGACACCCCAACAAGCAUAUCUCUCAAUCAUUCAAGAUAUUAACAAUUUAGAUUCUAUAUUUAAAGAAUUGGUUUUGGAAAAUAAUGAAAAGGUUGCUAGAAGUUUUGGAGAUUUAUAA